Acanthosepion pharaonis is the source of this 759-nucleotide messenger RNA. Lineage: Eukaryota; Metazoa; Mollusca; Cephalopoda; Sepiida; Sepiidae. The record is from the annotation of a GenBank genome assembly.
AUGGUAAUUGAACAGGUGGGAAGGUCGAAACCAAGUGAUUUUUUAACAUGUUUAUGUUAUAAUUUUCGAAUAAAUUAUAUCUAUCUAUCUCCAUCUCCGUCUAUAUCCAUCUCCAUCUCCGUCUAUAUCCAUCUCCGUCUAUAUCCAUCUCCAUCUAUAUCCAUCUCCAUCUAUAUCCAUCUCCAUCUCCAUCUAUAUCCAUCUCCAUCUAUAUCCAUCUCCAUCUAUAUCCAUCUCCAUCUCCAUCUAUAUCUAUCUCCAUCUCCAUCUAUAUCUAUCUCCAUCUAUAUCUAUCUCCAUCUCCAUCUAUCUCCAUCUCCAUCCAUCUCCAUCUAUCUCCAUCUCCAUCUAUCUCCAUCUCCAUCUCCAUCUAUAUCCAUCUCCAUCUAUCUCUAUCUCCAUCUAUCUCUAUAUCCAUCUCCAUCUAUCUCUAUAUCCAUCUCCAUCUAUCUCUAUAUCCAUCUCCAUCUAUCUCUAUCUCCAUCUAUAUCCAUCUCCAUCUCCAUCUAUAUCCAUCUCCAUCUCCAUCCAUCUCUAUCUAUCUCCAUCUCCAUCUAUCUCCAUCUCCAUCUAUCUCCAUCUCCAUCUAUCUCCAUCUCCAUCUAUCUCCAUCUCCAUCUAUCUCCAUCUCUAUCUAUCUCCAUCUAUAUCUAUAUUCUUUUUUUUUUCCUUUCUCCUCUCUCUUUUUUUUUUAAGUGCUUUCUGAACUCUCUCUCCCUAACCAAUACAGACCUCUAUGUUCCCAGUUCAAUACUGUAA